AUGCCUAAACGAAACCCGCGUCCAAAUUCCGGUGCCGUCGCCUCGCCCGCUCAAGAUAAUAAAAAACGAGCCUUGGGUGAGACCCAGGAGAGUAUACUGUCACCGAGACGAUCCAAACGCACGAAAUCCAUCGUCGAGAGUCCUAUAUCGAAGCCGUCCACCGUGCCCGCAAGUCAGACACCUAGAAAACCCGGCAGGCAGGUUAGCACAAACAGCAAGUCAAAAGGAACGGCUGCAGAAAUCAAAGAGGAGGACCAGACGGAAGCUGAUGAUCUAAAAUCCUCGAUCCAAAUUAAAAAGCAGAAGGUUUCCAUUGCAGAGCAAAAAUUGAAUAAAGGGAUCAAGAAGGAGGUCAAGAUUGAGGAGGAAGAAGAAGAAGAAAAAGAAAAAGAAAAAGAAAUAAUCUCCACAAAGCUUACCAAAAAGCGAAAGACGAAAGCUGAGAAAGAAACCGAGAUGUUACCACUUGCCGCCAGGACCAAGGGGCUACAGAUGUUUGUAGGAGCUCACGUUAGCGCCGCCACGGGAGUACAGAAUUCCAUCCUGAACAGUGUGCAUAUAGGAGGAAAUGCCUUCGCCUUAUUCUUAAAAUCCCAGAGAAAAUGGGACAAUCCACCGCUCCAAGAUGAACAUAAGGAGCAAUUUCUGAAGUUCUGUCGUGACUACGAAUAUGACGCAGCAAAAUAUAUCCUGCCACAUGGCUCGUACCUCGUGAACUUGGCACAAGAAGACGAGACGAAAGCGAAACAAGCCUACGACUCCUUUCUUGAUGAUUUAAAAAGAUGCGAGAAGCUUGGUAUCAGGCUCUAUAACUUCCAUCCAGGAGCGGCGGGCCAAAGUACGGUAGAGUCGGCUAUUUCAAGACUUGCUAAAUCAUUAACGAAAGCUUUGGCUGCAACUGAAACGGUCAUCCCUGUAUUAGAGACCAUGUGCGGUCAUGGAACGACUCUAGGCGGUGAUCUCUCCGAGCUAGGAGCCGUAAUCUCACAGAUUCCAGAACAGUACCACUCACGUAUUGGAGUAUGCGUCGAUACGUGCCACAGCUUCUCGUAUGGCUAUGAUUUGGUAGCUCCCGAAGGAUUUAAGGCCUUUAUGCAAGAAUUCGACGAGAAGAUUGGAUUAAAAUUCUUAAGAGCACUACAUCUCAAUGACUCAAAGGCGCCGAAAGGUAGCAAACGUGACCUUCACGCCAAUAUUGGCACUGGCUUUUUGGGCCUUCGUGCUUUCCACAAUGUGAUGAACGAGGAACGCUUUCAGGGACUUCCAAUGAUCCUUGAAACUCCUAUUGAUCGACCCGCCUCAACUCCCAACAACGAAUCAAGCAAAGGCAAGGGCUCUCGCAAACCCAAGAAGGAAGAAGAUGAAGACUCAUGUGGUAGCAACCAUGAGAUAGACUCCCCCAAAGCCAAAAAGGCGCGCAAAGCCCCUGCAUCUCAUACCAAACUCGUCGAGGAUAAGAAUGUAUGGGCCCGAGAAAUCAAGUUACUCGAGUCCUUAAUCGGCAUGGAUCCUGAAAGCGCGGAGUUCCAUACCUUAGCGGCUCAAUUAUCCGAAGAUGGAAAGGCAGAGAGACAAAAACAUCAGCAGCAGUAUGAGCGGAAGCUUGAGACGGAGGCUAAAAAGAAGCAGAAGGAACUUGAGAAGGGGCAGAAGAGUUUGGAUAGUAUGUUUAAGAAGAAAAAGGAGUAG
Talaromyces marneffei is the source of this 1689-nucleotide messenger RNA. RefSeq lists its product as uncharacterized. Gene Ontology annotation, biological process: base-excision repair. Lineage: Eukaryota; Fungi; Ascomycota; Eurotiomycetes; Eurotiales; Trichocomaceae. Gene Ontology annotation, molecular function: DNA-(apurinic or apyrimidinic site) endonuclease activity; zinc ion binding; DNA binding. Bases 1 to 1689 code for a protein of 562 amino acids. The transcript has 5 exons. The record is from RefSeq and is a predicted model, not a curated record. Gene Ontology annotation, cellular component: mitochondrion; nucleus.